UAUAAGUUUUAAAAAAUUAUAAUUAUGUUAUUUCCUGAAUGGACAGUGAUCGCGAGGACAUCUUUAUAGCGUCUAUGAAUUAUUGUACUCAUCAUGGCUUCAACGGAGUCUUUGGUAUGCGAUACGCUCGAUUUAAGCGGUCAAGGUCUUAAGAAACUUGCUCGAUGCCCAUCUGAUGCUGAAAUCAGUACAUUAAUCUUAGAUGACAAUGAGCUUCAACGUCUUGAUAAUCUUGAUUCAUAUCACAGAAUUAAUAAGCUUUCAAUAGUAAGGAACCAAUUACUGCGAAUGUAUGGUGUAUCAAAAUUACAUAAUCUUGUAACCCUUAAUUUAGCUAAUAAUGGUAUAUUAACAAUAGAGGGAAUAAAAGAUAUGAUAAAUUUACAAACACUGUGUUUAGCAGGUAAUAAUAUAAAGUCCAUUGAACAUUUACAUUCAAAUACGAAGUUGGAACAUUUAGAUUUAUCUGAAAAUAGUAUCAGCCACAUUUCUGAUAUUUCGUAUUUACGUAAUCUUAAGGAACUUUUCUUGCAUAAUAAUCGCAUAAUCACAUUACGACAGUGUGAACGCUACUUACCCACCUCAUUAGAAACAUUUACAUUAGCAAAUAACAGCAUUACUGAUUUGAAUGAAAUGUCUCAUUUAGCUAUUAAAAAUUUAAUCAACUUUUCAAUUGCUAACAAUCCAUGUGUUAGUAUAACAGGUAAUAGUAUUGGAUUUGAUUAUCAUCCAUUUGUUAUCAAUUGGUGUAUGAGUCUCAAGUCAAUUGAUGGUUAUGCAGUGGAUCCUAUAGAAAGUUUGAAAGCAGAAUGGCUAUAUUCUCAAGGAAGAGGCAGACAAUUUCGUGUCGGUGAGCAUGCGCUUCUUGCUCAAUAUUUAGCAUCUGUCUGUCCCCUUUCAGGGGAAUCUUUAGAGAAUGAAACUGACAGAAAACUUAGGCUAAUUUUGAGUAAAGCACAACAUCACCAGCAGCAACUCAAUCAGCAAAGUGACACAGGAAGUGUACAUAGCUUAAGUAGCGUCGGAGUAACUCCUUCUCCUGCUGCUAGACGUAGACUUAACCAUAACAGGACAAGUUCUCCAAGAAGGCCUAAUUCAUCAAGAAACUCUAUAAGAAUGAGAUCACCAGAUAGAAUGGUUUCCAGUUGCCAUACAGAUGCUAUGGUUUCUUCCUGUCAUACUUUAUUUAAUAAUGAUCAUGAACCAUUGAUGACACAAAGUUUAGAUCCAAAUAUGCUUUGUAAUACUUUGAAUAAUAAAACAGUAAAUAAUUCUGGAUUAGAAGAUAUGGAAGAAACAUCAAGUCCUCUACAAGCUGCUACAAAACUAGUGCCAGUUCCAGAAUCUUUAAUGAGUCCAGAUUUUCGGCCGCCCUCUGGAUUAUCAAAAGUUUUACCUAAAACUCCACCAAGUAAAUUAAAUUCACCAUGCCAAGUAACUAUUCCUGCAAAAGCUUCCACAGAUGGUGAUGCAAAAGCAAUUCCUAUAAUAAAUACAGUAAAUCCUAUGGCAAAAACGAAUCUUGGUGCUUUGAAAGCAAAUGCACUUGUAAAGAGUAAUUCUGCAACAAAUUGCUCUAUUGGAAAACCAAACAUAGCCAAACCUAUUAUUACAAAUACUAAUGGAAAAUGUCCUCACAGUGUGAAAAUUAAUAAUUAUGUACAGAGCAAAACAUUACCUGCAAAACGUAGCACCAAAAGUUCACCCUAUCUAGGAAGAAAUAUACAAAGACCUAAAAGUGCAUGUGACAGAAAUAAAUCUAGCUUAAUAAAAAGGGGAAAAGAUGGAGAUGGAGAUAACAUAGCACUUAGCAGUGACGAAGAUAGCGAAGUAUGCCAAGCAAAACUGGAUAGCAUUAGAAGUAGAGCAAUUCAAAGACGACAAGAAGAUAGUAAUAAAGAUCAAGAUCGUACAGAGAAAGCAGCAAUUUGUAUUCAAAGAAUGUGGAGAGGUUAUCAUACUAGAAAUCUUAAUAAAAAAGCAACUACUAUACUAAAAACUAUUGAAAUGAUAAGAACAAAUAAAUAUAUUCAAAAAUUAUCUACUGAUAUGGAAGCAACAAGAACUGCAUUGGAAAGUGAACAUAAACUACAAUUGCUACAAAUGCAAGCUAUUAAUGCAUUAUGGAAAAAGGUUGUCAGCUUACAGCCCGGAGGUAGUCGUGAAAAUGCGAGUAAUGAAAGUGAAACUACUAUACAACCAAAUGCAGAUGUUGUAACAAAUCUAACACAAACAUGUAAUUUAUUACAUACUCAGGUACAACAAUUACAAGAUUCAAUGUCGGAAAUAAGACGGUGUAUGUCAAGUAUGCAACCAAAAUCAAUGCUUGUUGAUAAUGGAGUUGCAACUCAAACAGAAAUUUCAGCUGUUCAUACACCUGCUGGUGAAGAAAAUACAUUUCCUUAUGCUAGACCUAACAGACCUCAAUCUUUGGCAAUACAUCAAACAAUACACGAGGGGAAUGAAAAUAAAAGCUUUGCAUCUAAUUUAGUAGAUAGUGUUCUUAAAAAAGUAUCACAAUCGACCGAUACAACUGAUGAUGAAGUAAACACAGAUAUUUUAAAUUCUAAUGAAAAUCAAGAACUUCUUAAUUCCAAUGAACAUCCAGAUAUGUUCAAGAGCUGUGAAGAAAUCGUAGAGCCAGAAUUUAAAGAUGUGGUAGAUAGUAAAAUAACAAAUGAAUAUGAAGGAAUAAUUGAUAAUACUGAGAUCAGUGGUGAGGUCUGUGAAGAAACACUGUGCAAGGAAUUACAUAAUCUUAUUGAAACUGAAAAUUCUGCAGAUAUGGAGAAACAAAAUAAUACCAACGAAUUUCAAAAAGAAGCAUUAAAUGCUGAUUAAAUGUGGUGAAUCCUAUAGAAUAUUCUACAAUUGUAUGUCUCAAUAAUAAGCUACAAAAAGUGAAAUUAAUUUUUUGAAAAUAUUGCUCUGUGUGCAGAAUGAUUGAUAAAUAUGAAAACAAAAUUGAAUAUUGUAAAUAAUUGAGAUGAAAAGCUCCUAAUCAUAGCCAUAAUGACAUAAGAUAUGUGUAGUAGUAAAUCGAUGUAUGUUCAGUAGCAGCGCUUUUUUUACCAUUUUUAAAAAAUGAAGGAAUAUCGAUCAGGAAUUAAAAAGCUGCCACACGUCCUUUUCAAUGAUAUUAUGACAUGGUUAAAGGAAAACUAAAAAUAUAUACUUAUAAGCAAUUAUCAUUGAUCUGCAAGUUUAAUUGCACUUAUAAAGCAAUUAUGGAAGUUUUCCGUCCAUGUAUUUAAGUACAGGACAUUUUAUUAAUGUACAAAAUAAGCAUUCCUAGCACUCAGUAUUAAGGACCUCUUUUCUUUUAAAAAAAAUGUUAUAAAAAAUCUGAUUGUGUGUACAGGAAGAGCAAUUCUGCACAUUUGACAUAUUGAUGGCUAAUGCCUUUUGUCAAUUUUCAGAAAUAAGUAGCUAUUGUGUAUAUGAAGAUAGAAUUUUAUUCAUAUAAACAUUUUUCAAGUUAAAAAAUUAGAUUUAACAAAUUUAUAAUUACUACUUAUUAAUUAUUUAUAUUUAUUUAAUAUUAUUGAUUCCAAUGAUGACAAGUUAGUAUUAUUAUCAUGAAUGAAAUGAAUGGAUUGUCAGUUAGAUAGAGACAUAAGACUUUUUUCUCUAGUCAAUAGAAUAUAUAGUUCACAUAUUUAAGCAUAUUACUUAUUAAUUAAUUAUAGAAUUGUUAUGUAGGUAUGCAUGUUAUAUUGAAAAUUAACAAUCGAUAUUAUAUCAAGCAAUAGAAUUAUAUUUUGAUUUUAAUAAUCUAGCAUUAAUACAUUUUUGCAUAUCUGUACACUUUUAACAUGAUGAUUGUAAGCACAUAAAUAUAACAAGCAAGCACUGCUUUAAAGAAAUAUAUACUCAGAAAGAGUGUAUAUAAAAAUUAGUUUUAAUACUUCACGAAUCUCAUUUUUAUAUAUUUUGAGGAGUUUCUUUAAUGUGACCAUUUAUAAUUUACUGUAUUGUAUUAAUUCAAUAUGAUAUAAAACAUUAAUUCACAAUAUGUUAUUAAUAAAUAAAAAAAAGAAUGUA
Vespa mandarinia (Asian giant hornet) is the source of this 4044-nucleotide messenger RNA. It is a transcript of the gene Cep97, whose product is annotated as centrosomal protein 97kDa. Gene Ontology annotation, cellular component: U2 snRNP. The record is from RefSeq and is a predicted model, not a curated record. Gene Ontology annotation, biological process: mRNA splicing, via spliceosome. NCBI's taxonomy places the organism in Eukaryota, Metazoa, Arthropoda, Insecta, Hymenoptera, Vespidae. Gene Ontology annotation, molecular function: U2 snRNA binding; protein binding.